Brassica napus (rape) is the source of this 934-nucleotide messenger RNA. RefSeq lists its product as uncharacterized. Lineage: Eukaryota; Viridiplantae; Streptophyta; Magnoliopsida; Brassicales; Brassicaceae. The coding region runs from base 173 to 760 and encodes 195 amino acids. The record is from RefSeq and is a predicted model, not a curated record. The transcript is spliced from 7 exons.
GUUAAUUUAAUUAAAUCGUGGAAUCCGCCGACCUCGUAUAAAACUCGUAAAAAUAUAACAGUAGCGGACGAGUUGACUCGGUAUCUGUUCAGGAAGAAGACUCUUAAGCUUCAUUCCGUCGUCUUCUUCGUCUCACUGAUUGCUUUCGCUUCUUGCUUUUACUUCAUAGACGAUGGAGACUGAGACACAACUUGUGGCUGAUCGCAUUGCUCUCAACGAAAAGAAAGUUGCCAUGGCCUUAGAUGAUCUCAUCAAGUUGUCAAAGAGAAACACCAAAGGGAACAAGGGCAGAAGUUCAAGGAGACCCAAGAACAAAAACCGAAACUUUAAUGGUGCUGCGAGAAAUGGUAAUUCCUCUAAAGAGAAGCAUUACGUGAACUCACUUUCUGGAGUUAGACAGGGUGCUGUUGAGAAGAGGAGGUCUAACUUCAAGGGAAAUCAGUUUCCUGUUGCAACCAACGUUGCUCGUAAAGCUGCUAAUGUUCCUCCACCCAGUGUCCGUAGAAGAGCUUCCAAUGCUGGAAGGACGACUAGUGCAAAUCAGUCAAGGCUUCUUGCUCCACCAGUCCAGAGUAAAUCUAGAUUCACCACAAAGAGGCAUGAGAUGGAUCAGAAAGUAGAAAAUGGAGGAGGGAAAUGGAAGACACUAGACUCUCGGUUUGCAAUCAUGAAAGAGCAGAGGAAGAAUAGUACGUGCAACAAUGGCGUUGGACUGCAGGUUCCAAGGUUGCCACCAUGGGCUAGAGCCAGAAGAUUUUAGUUACUAAGCAAACCACAAAGCAUUUAUACGCGCUCCCUCCACUCUUAGAUUUUGUCUUUGGGAUUUAUAUUCUUGUUAAGCACACCAGAUAAUGCAGUUCCUUUGUGAAUCUAUGACUUGCGUACAUAUCUUUUCAAAAUGCAUCCAAGAUAUAAAUAAAUAUCGUUUGAAAUC